Molecule: messenger RNA, 1371 nt
Organism: Thyridium curvatum
Lineage: Eukaryota; Fungi; Ascomycota; Sordariomycetes; Thyridiales; Thyridiaceae
Exons: 2
Coding region: 1-1371 (456 amino acids)
Biological process (GO): endoplasmic reticulum inheritance; septin ring assembly
Cellular component (GO): perinuclear endoplasmic reticulum; endoplasmic reticulum membrane; cortical endoplasmic reticulum
Source: RefSeq, a predicted model, not a curated record
AUGUGGUGGAUCUUCCGCGUGCUCUUCAGCACCCUCUUCCUCCUCAGCAUCGUCCUCUCCAUCCCCAUCGCCUUCGACGUCGGCGGCCGCGACGCGGGGCUCGCCUACUCCUUCUCCCUCUUCCUCUUCUACGCCGUCUACUCGGCCGCCAAGCUCCUCCUGACGACCACGGCGCCGCGCGCCGGGCCCGCCACCGCACCCGCGCGCCACCUGCGCUGGCUCGUCUCGACCGCCUUCCGCGCCUGCCAGUGGGUCGUCAUCCCGACCCUGCUCAUCUGGUCGCUCAACCGCUUCUCCGUCGACGCGGGCAGCACCGACUGGGUCGCCCGCACCAUCGCCCACGUCACCCCCAAGGUGGGACGGCCGGCCGGAUGGCACGAGUGGUUCUUUGGCCAGGGCGGCCUGCUCGAGUCGGUGACGCUGGGCGGCUGGGACCGGACGCUGAGCACGCUGAGCCCCGUCUUCCAGCUGCUCGAGGGGUUCUGCAGCCUGCUCAUCAUACAGGCCGCCGGCCAGAUCACAAAGUACCUGGUCAACCGCGGUAGGAGUGACCUAUGGGUGAUCAUCCUGCUCGUCAUCUCGAGCUCCGUGCUCGCCAGCUCCGUCUACUUCCUCUGGCGGAUAGCCCAGUUCCCCGAGCUCGGCAACCGCGACGCUGUCCUCAUCGGCGCCACCACGACCUCGGCCUUCUUCCUCUGCGUCUUCUGCAUCGGCUCGGGCCGCGGCAACCCCGUCGAGGCCUCCCUGCUCUUCGCCUACGUCGUGCUCUGCAUCUACCAGAUCUUCACCGACUACCAGCCCUCGUCCCGGGCCCGCGCCGAGGCCGCCGCGCACGACCCGCCGCAGCAGCCCGAGUUUCCGCCUCUGCCGCCCAUCAUCAUGGCCUCGUACUCGACCCUCAUCCACAUGCUCAGCAGCCUGCCCUCGGCCGUCGGCUCCUCCUUCAGUUUUAUUUAUGCCGCCUUCCAGACCAUCACGCCCUCGGUCAUCAUCUCGCUGACCUACCGCAUCAUCGUCUUCUACUGCGCCACGCGCAUCAUCCCCGCCGUGCGCGAGUCGGGCGCCCGCGCCCUCUCGCAGGAGCCCAGCCUCGAGGACUCGGACACGGCGAGCAAGCUGCUCGGCUUCCUCUCGUGGUUCUCGCCCUCGAUCCUCAUCGCCAUCUACACGAGCCUGCUGCUGCAGCACUUCACCGUCUCGAGCGACGCCGGCGACGACGGCGACGUCGGCUGGACGCUGAGGGGCGGCGACGCCGGCGGCAACACGUGGCGGUGGAUCAACGUCGCUGCCACCAUGGCGCUGUACUCUGUCGAGCUGUACCUCGGCAGCGACGACGACUCGGGGAUGACGAGCCACUGGAAGAUGGACUGA